Suncus etruscus (white-toothed pygmy shrew) is the source of this 1628-nucleotide messenger RNA. It is a transcript of the gene USB1, whose product is annotated as U6 snRNA biogenesis phosphodiesterase 1. The record is from RefSeq and is a predicted model, not a curated record. The transcript is spliced from 7 exons. Gene Ontology annotation, biological process: U6 snRNA 3'-end processing. Gene Ontology annotation, cellular component: nucleus. Gene Ontology annotation, molecular function: 3'-5'-RNA exonuclease activity. Bases 41 to 844 code for a protein of 267 amino acids. Lineage: Eukaryota; Metazoa; Chordata; Mammalia; Eulipotyphla; Soricidae.
GUUGCGGGUGGAUGUGGUUAGUGGCGGUGCAGGAAGCCCUAUGAACGCGGUGCCCCUGGUGGGCUACAGCAGCAGCGAUUCCGAGGAUGAGGAGGAGGGUGAAGCCGGAGCCCGGGCUCGACCCGAGGCUGAAGACAGCAGUCGUCACCAGAGUCCCCUUCUCACACAGAGAUGGCCAGUACCUGACAGUGUCCUCCACAUGUUCCAGGGCACUGAAGAGGAGCCAGAGGAUGACAGUACAAAACAUGGGGGCCGGAUCCGCACCUUCCCCCAUGAGCGGGGCAACUGGGCCACCCAUGUCUACGUGCCUUAUGAAGCCAAGGAGGAGUUCCCGGACCUGCUGGAUGUACUGCUGCUCCACGCACAGACCUAUGUUCCCCGGUUGGUGAGGAUGGAGACCUUUCACCUCAGCCUCUCUCACAGUGUGGUGCUGCGCCACCACUGGAUCCUGCCCUUCGUGCAGGCCCUAAAAGAUCGCUUGGCCUCCUCCCAGCGAUUUAUUUUUACUGCAGACCGGGUAAAAAUUUAUACCAAUCAAGAGAAAACCAGGACCUUCUUGGGGCUCGAAGUCACCUCAGGGCAUGCCCAGUUUCUGAACCUGGUCUCAGAGAUAGACCGAGUCAUGGAGGAAUUCGAGCUCACCACUUUCUACCAGGACCCUUCUUUCCACAUAAGUCUGGCCUGGUGUGUGGGUGAUGCCCGUCUCCAGCUGGAAUCACAGUGCCUUCGAGAGCUCCAGGGACUUGUGGAUGAGUUUGAAGACUCUGAGGUACUGCUGCGUGUGCUUGCAGAGCAGGUCCGCUGCAAGUCUGGGAACAAGUUCUUCUCGCUGCCUUUGAAGUGAGCCCAGGAAUUCUGCCGUGAGCUGAGAGAUGGAGGAGCCGGCUCAGUGGAGGAGCGGCCCAACUGUCCCCCACGACCUGGCCUGCUACAGUUGUCAGAUCACUCAUCACUUAAGGGUCUGGUUCUCCAGCCCUGCCCUGGGUACAGCUGUGUGUCUGCUUCUGAGCCCCUCAGAAGUUGCCAGCAGAGGGCAGCCUGGACUUCCUGUUCCUGUCCAGUAGUGGUGAAGCCAAAAAUAAAAAUGGGUCACCUGGGGUGCACUCCCCCAAAUUCCACCAGAAUUCCCACUUAUAGUUCCCUGAUUCUGAGUCUGCUGUUUUCAUUUGAGGUGUUUAACCUCCUGCCCUGACUCCUCCCUGCUCAGGCCAAGGAUUCCUAUGGGACCCCAUUACCCAUCUCCCUGGGAGCAGUUGAUUUUUUUUUUAUCUGGCAAAGGCUAGUUUCUGAAGGUCCUGGGAGCUCCUUUGCAGCUCAGCCUCCCACUUGCCCCUAGCUGGGUUCCUGGGGAGACCCCACACGUAGCACAGAUGGUUGAUUCUAGCUGCCUAUGGCUUUAGGCCAGACCUCCAGCGCCGGGACCUCGGAUUCUGGCCCAUUUCCCCAAAGACAGGCUGGAGAGGUAGUGUAGCGGGUAGACCUUUUGCCUUGCACUUGGCCAGCCUGGAUUCUACCUCCAGCACCCCAUAUGGUCCCCCGAGUCCUGCCAGGAGUGACCCUUGAGUGCAGAGCCAGUAGUAAACCCUGAGCAUUGAUGGGUGUUGCCCAAAAAAUUAAAAACAUUUUUU